Molecule: messenger RNA, 342 nt
Organism: Colletotrichum destructivum
Lineage: Eukaryota; Fungi; Ascomycota; Sordariomycetes; Glomerellales; Glomerellaceae
Exons: 1
Coding region: 1-342 (113 amino acids)
Source: RefSeq, a predicted model, not a curated record
AUGAAGCCGGCCGUGCUCAUCGCCGCCGCGGUGCUCACUCGCGUAUCGCUCGCGGUCUUCUGCGCCGCGUCCGCGUACCUCGGAUCGGGCCGCCCCGGGAGCUGCACCGGGCAGAACCUGGGCCACGGGAACCUGUCCCGGCCCGGCGUCAGCGAGUGUUUCACGGCGAUCAACGGCGCCUGUGCCCUGGUCGUCAACAAGCAGAGCGGGAGGGGUUGUAACUGCUCCGUCAACUUCUUCUCGGGAGGUGACUGCAACCGGACCUCGGUGGGCACGCUGGCGUGUAGCAGGAUCGGCGCAUCGUUGAAGAUCAACUUUGAUCACUUCAACAUUCGUUGUUGA